Messenger RNA from Spea bombifrons (plains spadefoot toad), 1317 nucleotides. RefSeq names its product NADH:ubiquinone oxidoreductase subunit A9 (gene NDUFA9). Gene Ontology annotation, cellular component: mitochondrion. The record is from RefSeq and is a predicted model, not a curated record. NCBI's taxonomy places the organism in Eukaryota, Metazoa, Chordata, Amphibia, Anura, Pelobatidae. The transcript is spliced from 11 exons. Gene Ontology annotation, molecular function: protein-containing complex binding. The coding region runs from base 66 to 1199 and encodes 377 amino acids.
UGGGGAGGAGGUUUGAUCCUUCCGUUGCGCCGUAGAGUCCUUAGGAUUGUGGGAGUCCGGACAAAAUGGUGGUGAUUACCCUCUGCCGGGCGACCGGUGCCCGAGCAAUGUCACGUCCUCAUAUUAAAUCGCUUGUGACCUCCGUCCCCGUUGUUCUGCAGCAGAGGAACGUGCACCACGCUGUCAUCCCGCACGGGAAAGCCGGGCGCUCCUCGGUUAGCGGGAUCGUCGCCACUGUCUUUGGAGCAACAGGAUUCCUGGGUCGUUAUGUGGUCAACAGACUUGGACGCAUUGGCUCUCAGGUGAUCAUACCCCACCGCUGCGAUCAGUAUGACAUCAUGUAUCUUCGACCUAUGGGUGAUCUGGGACAGCUAAUAUUUAUGGAAUGGAAUGCAAGAGACAAAGAUUCCAUCAGGAGGGCCAUCGAGAACUCAAACGUUGUCAUUAACCUUGUUGGAAGAGAAUGGGAAACAAAGAACUUCGGUUUUGAUGAUGUGUUUGUGAAUAUCCCAAAAGAAAUUGCAUCGCUUUCCAGACAGGCUGGCGUGGAGAAGUUAAUCCAUAUGUCCCACCUGAAUGCUGACAUGAAAAGCCCCUCAAAGUAUUUGAGGACAAAGGCUGUUGGCGAGCAGGCGGUGAGAGAUGAAUUUCCAGAGGCGAUUAUUCUGAAACCUCCAGAGAUAUACGGCAGGGAAGAUCGCUUCUUCAAUCAUUAUGCAAACAUGCGCUGGUUUGGUGGAGUGCCGCUGAUUUCAUUUGGGAGGAAGACCGUAAAGCAGCCCGUUUAUGUAGUUGAUGUUGCCAAGGCUAUAAUGAGCGCCAUCAAAGACCCCGACUCACAAGGAAAAACAUAUGCGUUGGUUGGGCCUAACCGUUACCUGCUCCACGACCUGGUAGAAUAUAUCUUUGCAGUUGCCCACAGGCCUUUUGUUCCGUAUCCAAUGCCUCGUCCUCUUUACCGCUUAGUUGGAAGAUUUUUUGAAGUAAGCCCCUUUGAGCCUUGGCUAACCAGAGAUAAAAUCGACCGGUUCCAUACUACAGACAAGAAGUACCCAGACCUCCCUGGUUUGGAAGACCUUGGCAUUGUGCCGACAGCGGUGGAGCAGAAAGCCAUCGAGGUCCUGCGUAGACACCGUAGAUACCGCUGGCUGGAGGCUGAUCUGGAAGAAGCAAAACCGGCAACUCCUGUUAACAAUUAACACACAACACAAUCCAGGAUGCACUUGAUUAUGGAAACCAUGUUUUCCCUUCUAAACUGUUUGUGAAAAAGCAGAUUACACCAAUUGUGUACAUAAAUAAAAGUGUUAAAUAUACAUA